UACACCUGAAAGCUAUUUAUGAACAGGGGGUGUACACGUGCUUUCGAGAUGGAUGAGAAUUCAAUAUAAGAAGCUGCAGAGAUCGACAACUUGAAUUAUUUUAAUGUCCUUCUCAACGCUGACAGCAUGUCAGCGCGCAAUUGCGCAGCCAGGAAAGCCUGAGCGGAGACCUACUGGGCUGCUUGAAAACUACCGCAGCGCGUCACCAGAAGAAACCUCCUGUUGUCACUACAUUCCCAUGAAACGGAAUCCCAAAUGUACGCAUGCUUAUCUGGGGAAGGUUCUCUCUAUGAUUUCGCUUUGACCUAAUCGAGGACGCCGUUUGGAGCUAGGUUCACGGAAAACAUUUGAUUCUCGGAGAAAGUGUGCGUUGCAGUAUAUGGGAAUGUACUGGCUGCAACUCACGAUGACAGUUUGCAUCAGGACUGCGGAUGCACUCGUCAAAAGUGUGGAUAUUUAAGAGGGGGCACCAUGGACGCAGCAGACGUAGCCGCUUCCGUAUUGGUUUUGGGAAUUAUAAUCGUGUCGCUGCUGUCCAACGUUGUGGUGCUGAUCUGCUUUCUGUACAACCCGGAGAUCCGCAAACAGGUACCCGGUCUUUUCAUCCUCAACUUGACAUUUUGCAACUUGUUGCUAAGCGUGUCCAACAUGCCUCUAACUCUUGUCGGGCUCAUCACCACGGGCCACCCUGGAGGCAGCGUCUUUUGUCAGAUAGUGGGAUUCCUCGACACUUUUCUCACCACAAACUCAAUGCUCAGCAUGGCAGCUCUCAGCAUCGAUAGGUGGGUGGCGGUGGUGUUCCCGCUGAGCUACCACUCCAGGAUCCGGCACCGGGAUGCAGUGAUCGCGCUCGGAUACACGUGGCUGCACUCUCUUUGCUUCUCAGUGGUGGCCACCUGCCGCUCCUGGGUCGGGUACCACCACCUUUACGCAUCGUGCACCCUCUGCAAUGUGAGGGCGAAGGGAGCAGGGAUGCAGUUUAUCCUUUUCACCGUGGCUCUGCACUCUCUCACUUUCCUCCUCACGCUCAUCGUGUUGUGUGUAACCUAUCUAAAAGUGUUGAAAGUUGCGAGGUUUCACUGUAAACGCAUCGACGUGAUCACGAUGCAGACGUUGGUGCUGCUUGUGGAUAUUCACCCCAGUGUGCGGCAGAAAUGCUUGGAUGAACAGAAGCGGAGGAGGCUGAGGGCCACCAAGAAGAUCAGCACGUUCAUCGGCACAUUUGUGGUGUGCUUCAGCCCUUAUGUCAUUACAAGAAUCGUCGAGCUCUUUGCUCCAGGGCCCAUAAGCCCUCACUGGUGCGUGCUGUCCAAAUGCUUGGCCUACAGCAAGGCAGCAAGCGACCCAUUUGUCUACUCGCUGCUCCGUCACCAGUACAGGAAGACGUGCAGCCUGCUGGCUAACAAAGUCCUCAAGAGGAGUCAGCUCAACUCAUCCUCCCUCAGGAUUGAGAGCAACGCAGGGAGGAGCAGCAACAACGCAAACACAACCAACAACAUCCAACCGCCCACCAACAAGCCAGCCGGACAGUGAAGGAUGCUUUAAGAGACAAACAGGGUAAUUUCUCUGCUGAAAGUUCUGAUUUUACAUCUGACACUCAUGAGAAAAGGGGUGUGCUAUACGUAAACUCUGUUUGAUGGCGUAACAUCAGGGUGAACAAGCCUAAUUGUUGAAGGACAAGACUGGCAAUAUCCUGUAUUUUUUUACUGUAAAAAAAAAAAAAUCCAUGAAAGACCAAAACCAAAAUCCUAAUAUAUUCCCUUCCUGCCCGUGGUACUCAUGCCCAAGAUUAGCUGAUCCUACUGUGGGGACAUA
This is a messenger RNA of Labrus mixtus (cuckoo wrasse), 1815 nucleotides long. RefSeq names its product G-protein coupled receptor 26-like. Gene Ontology annotation, molecular function: G protein-coupled receptor activity. Gene Ontology annotation, biological process: adenylate cyclase-activating G protein-coupled receptor signaling pathway. Lineage: Eukaryota; Metazoa; Chordata; Actinopteri; Labriformes; Labridae. Gene Ontology annotation, cellular component: membrane. The record is from RefSeq and is a predicted model, not a curated record. Bases 472 to 1533 code for a protein of 353 amino acids. The transcript has 3 exons.